AGACCAGCCCAAGAUGCCUUUGUGGUCAGAUGAGGCAAUGUGAGCGCUUCGGGCUCUAGAGGUCUCCAUCCAGCAUGCAGCAACAUCCACCUAUCGGAAUUCUUCCCCUCACUGUCUAGUGCAGCGGACAGCGGUAUAGGAAGGAGAGGAGAACGUUCAGAGCCACGGAGACAGAGGGAACCUGAGACACGCACGCGUCCCGAACGACACAGAAAGGAAGGGAACUUUGAUUUGACGCGUGGCCGAUAAUGAUGAAAUUGAUGACACGAAAGAGCUGCAUUCCUUAGUGAAGGGAAUAAUUGACAUUUCGAGUGUUCCAAUAUAUAAUGUCCUUGGAUCCCUGCUCAUUGUAGAUUAUAUUUAAUUGCUCUCUCCUAUUUCUGAAAUCUUUCUUUAUUGUGAUUGUACACUUCGUUCACCCGCAUGAAUUUUAAGGCAGUCUGAGCGCAUUGUUUCCAGCUUCGUCGCAUGGGAUUUCCAGUCGUGUCGGGUGCGGUGAUGUCUGCAACAUUUCGCUCUUUGUUUCUGGUGCUGCUGAGCCUGCUGACGGCCGGCGCCCAGACAGAAAUGAAGAGAGUCGUCGGAGACAACACCACCCUGCCGUGCCACCAUCAGUUCUGGCAAUCCAAUGUGCAGUUGCUUGACAUCGAGUGGCUACUGCAGAAGCCCAACUCCAAGCAGAGAGUGAUCAUCACGUUUUUCGGGGGCCAGGUUUACACCAACGAGGUGACCAGCGGGACCAGUCGUCUGUCUUUCGCUGGGGACUACCUGAAAGGAGACGCCUCCCUGCUCCUCAGUGACUUACAGCUGACCGACUCUGGGGAGUACUACUGCAAGGUCAAGAUGGGGGGAAAGUACCACUGGAGCCAAGUCAACCUCAUAGUGCUGGUGAAGCCCUCUAAGCCACGAUGCUGGAUGGACGGCAGGCUGCUGGAGGGCAGUGAUGUUAAACUGAGCUGCAAAUCCAGUGACGGCUCAGACCCUAUCAAAUACAAUUGGGAGAGGGUGCUGGAUAAGGGAAAGAGUGUUGGGAACCUCCCCCUACUGGCACUGAGAGAUCUGAAGAAUCCAGAGAUCGUCACCCUGCGGAACCUGACGAAGGACAGUACAGGUGUCUAUAAGUGCACUGCCAGCAAUGAUGUUGGCGAGGAGAACUGCAUCAUUGAGGUCACCAUGCAGUAUGUUCGAGGGAUGGGUGUGCUGGCAGGUGCCUUGGUGGGCGUCUCCUUUGGUGUUCUCCUCAUCAUCCUAAUCAUCUGGCUCGUCUUCCGCAAGAAGGAGAAGAAGAAGUAUGAGGAGGAGGAGACUCCCAAUGAGAUCAGGGAGGAUGCAGAGGCUCCCAAGGCCAAGCUGGUGAAGCCCAACUCUCUGUCCUCGUCCCGCUCUGGCAGCUCCCGCUCCGGGGCCUCCUCAACACAGUCCAUGGUGCACAACACCGCCCCCCACGGGCACCGCCCUCGGCCCCCAGUGAUAGCUGCCCUUAAGGAGAAUGGACAGCCCCCUGACUUCCCCCAGUCCCCCCCAGCAUACACAACGGUGGUACCCCCCAACAAGACCCCUGAGCCCCCUGGCACCCCGAAAUUCAACAUCAACUCCAGGAAACAGAUCUCUGGGCCCACUCCCCCCACUCUCAUGGUCCCUGCCCAGACCAAGGCCUUUCAAACUGUGUAGGAUGGAGAAGAAAGUCUAUCCUGGCUAUGUUGAUGUGUAAAACCCACCCCUUCCAAGACACAAACUCUUCCGUUAAACAACGAAAUGCAAGUAGUAAAAGGAUGUAAUUAAAAUAAUCAAUAAUAUAAACCCCAAAACUUUUAAUGAAUGCAUACUUUAAAAGGGAAAAUAAGAAAUGCUUGCCCCCUACUGAAUAAAAAACAACAAAAACAAAAAAACUGAGACAGAACACAUUUUUGUUUGUCUCGUGGCUAAAUAACUUAUUUUUACACUUUUCUUUCUACUUUGAAGUCAUGGGAAGCAAUGAGCGAGCACAGCGCUGUGUGCUGUGAGGUGUAAGAAAAACCCAGAGUGUAGCUUUUAUUUAUCAAAUCAAAAGGACAGGAAGAGUGCAGAGAAAAAGGAAGAAAGAAGGAAUGGGUUGAGAAAAGAGAUCCAAAGUGGAGACACGCAGCUGACGACAUGACGGAGGGAUGAGGGCAUGAAAUACUGAGAGAGAACCACGCCUCUUUAUUUUGGCCUAGUGGUGUCUCUGACUCAUCCAACCACACCACUCCCAACAGGCAGACACACCCCCACUACAACCACACACCCCUGGCUUUCUGACAGAGAGCAUGCUGUGUGCCCUGUGAGGAGAGAAACCGCUAGAUCAACCCUCCAGAACACAGGCGGCCGAUGGCACCUUAUUUGGAGAGGACGGGCUCAUAGUAAUGGCUGGAAUGAAAUACAUGGAAUUGUAUCGAACACGUCAAACACAUGGUUUCAUUGUGUGAUGCUAUUAAAUGCACUCCAUUCCAGCCAUUAUUAUGAGCCAUCCUCCCCUCAGCAGCCUCCUGUGCUCCAGACUCUGAUGCUUUACGAACUCCAUGACGACAUCUGAGACACAUCAUGUUCUAUGGUCCUGACCCCAUUCAGAGAACAGCUCAUUUGCUUUUCUCAAUAGGAGAAACUUUAGCCACAUUCAUAGGAUGUAGCACUGACAUGGUAGUCAGAGUUCUGAUGAAACUUUUAUUUUUCUCACCACAUCCUCUCUCAGCUCUGUGGAUUGGCAAUUCCAGUCCUCGGGGUCUAGAGUGCUGUCACAUUGUUCCCCAAUCCCUAUCAAACACAGCUGAUUAAACUAAUUGAAUUCUAAACUGAACAUCAUGAUUAGUUGAUAAUUGGAGUCAGGUGUGUUAGCUGGGGCUGGGGCAAAAGUGUGACACCAAUCAGGCCCCUGAGGACUGGCGUUACCAUCCCAUAUUGUAAGGAAACUCCUCCCCAAAUUAGCAUAUGGAUGAAUUGGGUGUUAAUGUACAGUAAAUAGAGACACAUGACUGAAUAUACUGAAUAAAAAAAAUAACUUUAAGACAAAGGAGGUUUAAUAUCUAUUAUAUUUCAGGUUGUGAAGGGUGACAGACAGCUGUGUCUCAGCCUGAGGAAGUGCCACCAAUCCCCAGGAUGGGUCAUCAUUACUUUAUUUACUCAUUUAUUUACCUCCACUGUUUUGCAAUGUUACGGAAACCAAAACCUGUCAAAAAGUCAGUGAAUGUGUGUUGAACAAAGAUGGUCACUACGAUUAUGUUCUAUGCUUUGUAAGGUACUGAAUAGAAGGAAGUAAAACAUAGUUAGAGAGACACAAAUGACAUUGAAGUUAAUCCCCGAAAUACUGUGGAUGAUUGAAUAGAGGAAGGAGUAUGAUUCUAGGGACUAUUGUACAGUGUGCAUGGUUCCACCCCUGGUAGGUACUCUCCUUGGAUCCACAACAACAGAGUGCCACUCGAUUACUGUCUGAUUGUUUUGAUAGUUUCUCUGUACAUUCUCUGUACAUUGGCCAAGCUUUGGCAUCAGCCAUCCCCUUUGUUGUACAUCUGUCUGCCCCUGUGCAGUUUGAAUGAAGUAGGCUAUUUAGUGUGCCUUUGCAAUCCCUAUCCCUGUUGAUGGUUUAUUUUUCUGUCCUUAUCAUGAAUGCACAUGUGGUUUGAGUUAUGUGUUGAUCCAGCUUUGGGAAUCUACUGCCAAAACACAGUGAGACAGGGGCAUUAACCAAACCUAUGGGAUUAUAUGUAUCUGAUCAGAGUCCAUCUGCGCUCUUUUAAGGUCCUUACUACUGAAAAGGGUCUGUUGCAGGUGCGUAGGAGUCAAAGUAACAAUACUGGACGAGAUAGAGACCUGCACCUUGUCGAAAAAAUAAUAGAUCCAAAAUUUAGGCUUGAAUGCAAAAUCAAGAUGUUUAUUGAAACAUCAUGGUGUCCAAAGAAUAUAGCAUAGUGCAUAAAUAAAAUGUGAAAACAAAACACAAAA
Molecule: messenger RNA, 3954 nt
Organism: Oncorhynchus kisutch (coho salmon)
Lineage: Eukaryota; Metazoa; Chordata; Actinopteri; Salmoniformes; Salmonidae
Product: CXADR-like membrane protein
Exons: 7
Coding region: 469-1671 (400 amino acids)
Cellular component (GO): cytoplasmic microtubule; membrane; cell surface
Source: RefSeq, a predicted model, not a curated record